Orbicella faveolata is the source of this 2720-nucleotide messenger RNA. RefSeq names its product acid-sensing ion channel 4-A-like. Gene Ontology annotation, biological process: sodium ion transmembrane transport. The record is from RefSeq and is a predicted model, not a curated record. Gene Ontology annotation, cellular component: plasma membrane. Gene Ontology annotation, molecular function: ligand-gated sodium channel activity. NCBI's taxonomy places the organism in Eukaryota, Metazoa, Cnidaria, Anthozoa, Scleractinia, Merulinidae.
UCGGGCAACUUUUUAGUUUCUGCCCGAAAUUACCUCGCAUCACGACAUUGGAUUGUAUUGUAAAGCAAAUGAGAGAACCUAGCCGUGAAAAAGGUUAUUAACUUCAUAAAAGUUGAUUUGCAACUAGCCUUGACCCUACUUGCUCAGGGAACAAAAGAGGGACUGGAAACAUUGAAAACCAAUGAAAACAGUGGCGAAAGAAGAAAAGCCGUACUAAAGUUAAUUUUAAUAGUUGGGUGAGACUGUGCAGUUGGUCCCUCGAUUUUAAAAUGGAUUCCGAAAUGUCAGUAAUCCCACACAUCAAGCCAAACUCUUGGAUGCCGUCAAAAUCCAAUAAGGUUAAUGUCGAGAGCAGCGCGUCUGAAUCGUCAGAGCCAAGUAAGUUAAUCGCCGUGAAACGCAAGUGGAAUGGCUUCGUGGAAUCGUCCACUCUCCAUGGUUUGCAACAUGUGUUCACUAGUCGAUCUCCCUGUCGGCGCAUUAUCUGGGCCGUGUUUCUUCUGUUAGGAAUGGCGUGGUUCUCUUUUCAGUCGUCCAAGCUAGUGUCAAAAUACUACAGCUACCCAGUUGCCACAAAAGUAACCCAGGUUUACGAAGACGCACCAGAGUUUCCAGCUAUCACCAUUUGCAACUUUAACAUGUUCAGAAGUUCUGCUGUUCAGGCAAGCGGAUACGCAGACCUUUUUACGUACGUGUUGAGGCAGUCAAGGGGAAUCGAUGUUUCGAAUGACACAGUGGACUGGAGUAAAUACGAAAGCACUAACAUGACCGAAUUCACUUUACUCGCGGGACAUCAAAUUGAAGACACUUUGAGUACUUGUACUUUCAACGGAGAGCAUUGCACUGGGAAAAAUUUCACCGCCGUUUUAACUUCUAUGGGUCUUUGUUACACAUUUAAUUCAGGUAAAGAUGGUCAGCAGAUUUUAAAGGUGAAGCAGGCUGGGACGAACUUUGGACUUCAUAUUGUGUUAGAUGUUCACCAACAUGACUAUUCCGCCAUAGGAUAUCGCGCAGGCCUCAGAGUUCUUAUUCAUCAUCACGAGACACCUCCAUUAGUCUCUCAGCUUGGUUUUGCAGUUGGUCCUGGGACGAGCACAUUUGCAGCCAUAAAUAAACAAAGGGUUAUCAACCUUCCAGAGCCUUACGAAAGCAAGUGUUUGGAUAAGAAUGAGACUAAUGUGCCUGGUUACCCCAAAUACACAACCCUAGCCUGUAUGUUGACUUGUAAGACGAAAUUUGUGGUUGAAAAAUGUGGAUGCAGGGACGUUGGAAUGCCAGACGUGGGUAACUCCAGUGUUUGCAAACCUUUGGAGGCAGUAGGUUGCGCGGCGAGAGAACAAGGAAACUUUCAGAAGCUGAAGGGUAACCAGUGCGACUGCCCAGUGCCAUGUGAUACAAUCUCCUUCAAACCAGUCCUGUCCUAUGCACUGUUUCCCAACGACAAUUACGUGAGACUUACACAGGAAUUAAACGGAGAAUACGGUUCAAACGUGUCAGAGAUAACUCUUCAUUACAUCCAAGAAUACAUAAGCCAGAACAUACUGGAACUCACUAUAUACUUCCAAGAAUUAGGCUACACGGCCAUUGAACAGAAACCUGCCUACGAUUCAGGAAGUCUGUGGGCCGAAAUAGGCGGACAAGUUGGCCUCUGUGUUGGUGCCAGUCUCUUGACCGUGCUUGAGUUUUGUGACGUCAUGCUCGCCAUUAUUGGUAUCCGUUUAGGGUUCCGAUAAACACUUGAAAAUAUUUAUCUCAACCUUGAAAAUAAUCUUACCUCUUAUUCAAAGGUUUAUUUACUUUAGACAAUUGCGUUAUACCAAAACUGGCUUUACAUGGCAGCCCCAUGUCUAAAUUCUUAUCAUGUACAAAAAUAUUCUAAAAUCUAAAAACUUGUGUAAAAGGCAAAAGAAAACAGAAAAAUGUAUGAAGCAUUUUGAUAAAAUUUUUUACUAAAUUUAGAAGAUGACUGACUGUAUGCUCGAGUGAAUUUGGUGUUUGGUAAAUAUUUGGUAUCUUCUAGUCUUUUAAUGUUUUCUUCUUUGCCUGAAAAUUAGCAUGUUAAUAUAUCGCUUUGAUUAUUGUUCGCUUUGUUUUGUGAUUAGCAUAUUGCUUUCAGUCAUUUGUUUGUUUCACAUUUUAUCAUUCCCAUGUUGUAAUUAGUCACUGGGAUGUUAGAUUGUCAUUAUUCCAUUCAUUUUAAAUUAAAAUACUGGAAAGUGCUUAACCAAAAAAAAUAGUGCUUUACCUUGCUUCCACGGUGUCUUGUUUAUUGUUGGCUUGUUUGUUUGUUUGUUUGUUUUGCUGACUCAAGGCCAUUUUAACGAAUGAUCUUUUGCUGGGUUUUCUACUCCAGUGCGAUGGACAAGGAUUGCACUCCGGCUCGAUCCCUGUGGCUCAAAAUGAUUGCAGGGCCACACUUACAUUGCAGAAUCCAAACAUGUAUCUUCUAGUUUCAUUUUAGUCCGCUAGCAACGCAAUCUUGGCCCUGAAACCAAGGCCGAGCGGCAGUCUGCUUUCUCUAAUUCCAAAUAACAAGAUGGUUAAGACCUGCGUACGCAUUGAACACAACAAACCCAGUUGUUUGGUAACCUCACCUCUGUUACAAACAAAGCCUUGCGGGGGAGGCCACACCGUCACCUGGCAUCAAUAGACCAAUUUCGAUAUAUUAAAAUUCAGCCUAAAACAACAGACCUCAGCACGAGGCUCCGGGGAAUGAACCC